AUGGCUACCCCUAGUGUCCUCGCCUUUGACGCUGAGGGUCGGGCCAUUGACUUUGACGUUUGGGUAGAUGACCUGCAGCUUUUCCUACAGUGCGAUAGGGCAGACGGUCUCUCCCUCUUUGACCUCAACUCUGGUGCCUCUCCUGCUCCUGCUGCUGAUGCUGACGCCACUGUUCGCUCACAGUGGGCCACGCGCGAUGCUGCUGCACGUAUUGCUGUGCGUCGCCACCUCCCUACCUGUGAGCGUGCGCACUUUAGUCAGUACAAGAGUGCUCAGACCUUGUACGACGCUGUAGUUGCACGCUACUCCUCCCCUGCCACCGCUGCACUGAGCCGUCUCAUGCUACCGUACCUCUUCCCUGACCUUGCUGCCUUUCCUACAGUCGCUGACCUCAUUACGCACCUCCGCACUAGUGACACUCGCUACCGCGCUGCGCUUCCUGCUCAGUUCUGCGCCAAGAACCCUCCCCCCAUGUAUAUCACCCUCUACUACAUAGUCACCCGGCUCCUUGACUCCCUUCGCUUAUUCAGGGACCACUUCCUCGCAGUGUGCACCACCACUCUCACCGUUGACCUCCUCCAGAAGGCCCUCCUAGCAGCGGAGAAGAGCAUAGUCGCUGUAGGCGCCUCUCGUGGUGACCCCCGCACCCCUGUCUUUGAAGGGUGUUCUCCCUCCCCCCUCUUGCCCGCAUUGGCAUGGUAG
Messenger RNA from Closterium sp. NIES-65, 702 nucleotides. The record is from the annotation of a GenBank genome assembly. NCBI's taxonomy places the organism in Eukaryota, Viridiplantae, Streptophyta, Zygnematophyceae, Desmidiales, Closteriaceae.